UCAACAUUUUUUUUGGCAAUUAUCAAGGAUUCUGAGAACUGCAGUUCAGUGCCGUCAUUACCGUCACUUACGCGUCACAUUACCACUACAGCCUUUGCGCGUCCAGGCUGAACUCCGACGCGACCCUUGCUAGCAGCUUCCCCAGCUCUGCCUGCCCCACCACCCCUCAUAGCUCUCCUAUGAUCCAACGGCUCAUUGCUUCGUGAUAUCCAUCCCAGGCGAUACGAUACGAUAUCAGGUAACCAUUUGAACGCACGUCAUCUACUUUGGGACUCUCCGGGCCUUGAAGAAUUGCGACCAUAUCACAAACCUUUUAGACCCCUAGAGCAAACUCGCUUGCUCAUAACUACUCAGUACACCACCACCACAUUCUACCGCCGCCAAGAUGUUAAUCAAAGUCAGGACACUUACCGGCAAGGAGAUCGAGCUGGACAUUGAGAGCGACUACAAGGUCUCCCAGAUCAAGGAGAAAGUCGAGGAGAAGGAGGGCAUCCCGCCCGUGCAGCAGAGGUUGAUCUUUGGUGGCAAGCAGAUGGUGGACGACAAAACCGCUGCCGACUAUCAGCUGGAGGGCGGCUCUACGCUGCAUUUGGUCCUUGCGCUACGCGGUGGCUGUUGAUGAGUGGGGGACGAGCCAUGUACUCGAGGAGGAAUACCUAGAAAUCAACGCCUCGAAAACGGUGCCAGGGAGUUACUGCGUGGAACAUAGAACCGGGGAGAGACAACAAUAAUAACCACUCCAGAAGCUGUGUGGUAGGGUGAAUGACACCAGGUCGAUGCGGUGCCUCUGAGAAGGGUGGCACCUUGUGGCUUUGAUACACCCACGAAGCCAUAGGCUACGACUGGGUCUCUAUAGAAAUUGGCCAAAGGCUGGGUUUGCAAUGACCACAGUCUAUAUUGUUUUGUUACAUUGCGUAAAGGCGAGUAAAUCAAGCCCAGGUGAUCAGGACUAUCUCACCGCUGAUGACCUGAUAAAAAAUAUGUAGCAUGUGUGCUUCAUUUAAAAAUAUAAACCUUACUGUCGCUAAAGUGCAU
Molecule: messenger RNA, 1035 nt
Organism: Pyricularia oryzae 70-15
Lineage: Eukaryota; Fungi; Ascomycota; Sordariomycetes; Magnaporthales; Pyriculariaceae
Product: NEDD8
Exons: 5
Coding region: 386-619 (77 amino acids)
Biological process (GO): modification-dependent protein catabolic process; protein neddylation; regulation of proteolysis
Cellular component (GO): nucleus; cytoplasm
Molecular function (GO): protein tag activity; ubiquitin protein ligase binding
Source: RefSeq, a predicted model, not a curated record